ACGCCCCCGCCCGCAGCGUCACGUGAUGCCACCACGGAACCCGAGGUGCCAGGCCUAAGCCGACUUAAAAGUCGUUGCCGGUGGCCGCCGCAAGUGCAACCCCAGAGGCUCACCCGGAGACGAGCGUGGGAGGCCCCGGGAGGUCGAUGCUACCUCUUCCCGGGCAGGUCGGCUCCGGGCCCCUUCCCACCCUUCGUCGCUCGCGUCUCCUUGAGCCUCGGCACGCACUCUCUCGCGUGGGCAGGCCCCGGCGACUACUAUGUAGAGGCAAAGCCUGAGGAAGCACGGGUGCCCGGACCGAGCUCAGCGCUGACGGCUCGCAGCCUCGGCGUCUCCCCGCCGGCAUCUCCGCCGCGGCCCGCGGGGCCCUGCUGGGAACUCCGGCCUCCCGAGGAGGCCUGGCCCCGAGCGCCGCCAAGUCUCGCCUCGUCUCGCGAGAGUCCAAGUUGAAGGAACAUGGCGACGUCUAAUCUGUUAAAGAAUAAAGGUUCUCUCCAGUUUGAAGACAAGUGGGAUUUUAUGCGUCCAAUUGUUUUGAAGCUUUUACGCCAGGAAUCUGUAACAAAACAGCAGUGGUUUGAUCUGUUUUCGGAUGUACAUGCAGUCUGUCUCUGGGAUGAGAAAGGCUCAUCAAAAAUUCAUCAGGCUUUAAAAGAAGAUAUUCUUGAGUUUAUUAAGCAAGCACAGGCACGUGUCCUGAGCCAUCAAGAUGACACAGCUUUGCUAAAGGCAUACAUUGUUGAAUGGCGAAAGUUCUUCACACAGUGUGAUAUUUUACCAAAACCUUUUUGUCAACUAGAGGUUACUUUAUUGGGCAAACAAAGCAAUAAAAAGUCAAAUAUGGAAGAUAGUAUUGUUAGAAAGCUCAUGCUUGAUACAUGGAAUGAGUCAAUUUUUUCAAAUAUAAAAAACAGACUUCAGGAUAGUGCCAUGAAGCUGGUGCAUGCUGAGAGAUUGGGGGAAGCCUUCGAUUCCCAGCUGGUCAUAGGGGUGCGAGAGUCCUACGUUAACCUUUGUUCUAAUCCUGAGGACAAGCUUAAGAUCUACAGGGAUAAUUUUGAAAAGGCAUACUCAGAUUCAACAGAGAGAUUUUAUAGAACACAGGCACCCUCAUAUUUACAGCAAAAUGGUGUGCAGAAUUACAUGAAAUAUGCAGAUGCUAAAUUAAAAGAAGAAGAAAAAAGAGCACUCCGUUACUUAGAAACAAGACGAGAAUGUAACUCUGUUGAAGCACUCAUGGAAUGCUGUGUAAAUGCACUGGUGACCUCCUUUAAAGAGACUAUUUUAGCAGAAUGCCAAGGCAUGAUCAAACGAAAUGAAACUGAAAAGUUACAUUUGAUGUUUUCUUUGAUGGACAAAGUCCCUAAUGGGAUAGAGCCAAUGUUGAAGGAUUUGGAGGAGCAUAUCAUCAGUGCUGGCCUGGCAGACAUGGUGGCAGCUGCUGAAACCAUCACCACUGACUCUGAGAAGUAUGUGGAGCAAUUACUUACUCUGUUUAAUAGAUUCAGUAAACUUGUCAAAGAAGCUUUUCAAGAUGAUCCUCGUUUCCUUACUGCCAGAGAUAAGGCAUAUAAAGCAGUUGUUAAUGAUGCUACCAUAUUUAAACUUGAAUUACCUUUGAAGCAGAAAGGAGUGGGGUUGAAAACUCAGCCUGAAUCAAAGUGCCCUGAGUUGCUUGCCAAUUACUGUGAUAUGUUAUUAAGGAAAACACCAUUAAGCAAAAAACUAACCUCUGAGGAGAUUGAAGCAAAGCUUAAAGAAGUGCUCUUGGUACUUAAAUAUGUACAAAAUAAAGAUGUCUUUAUGAGGUAUCACAAAGCUCAUCUUACCCGACGUCUCAUAUUGGACAUCUCUGCUGACAGUGAGAUUGAAGAAAACAUGGUAGAGUGGCUAAGAGAAGUUGGUAUGCCAGCAGAUUAUGUGAACAAGCUCGCUAGAAUGUUUCAGGAUAUAAAAGUGUCUGAAGACUUGAACCAAGCUUUUAAGGAAAUGCAUAAAAAUAACAAGUUGGCAUUACCAGCUGAUUCAGUUAAUAUAAAGAUUCUGAAUGCUGGUGCCUGGUCUAGAAGCUCUGAGAAAGUCUUUGUCUCACUUCCUACUGAACUGGAAGAUUUGAUACCUGAGGUAGAAGAAUUUUACAAAAAAAAUCAUAGUGGUAGAAAAUUACAUUGGCAUCAUCUCAUGUCAAAUGGAAUUAUAACAUUUAAGAAUGAAGUCGGUCAGUAUGAUUUGGAAGUAACCACAUUUCAGUUGGCUGUGUUGUUUGCAUGGAACCAAAGGCCCAGAGAGAAAAUCAGCUUUGAAAAUCUGAAGCUUGCAACGGAACUCCCUGAUGCUGAACUUAGAAGGACUUUAUGGUCGUUAGUAGCUUUUCCUAAGCUCAAACGGCAAGUUUUGUUGUACGAACCUCAAGUCAACUCUCCCAAAGACUUCACAGAAGGGACCCUCUUCUCCGUGAACCAGGAGUUCAGCCUAAUAAAAAAUGGAAAAGUUCAGAAAAGGGGAAAAAUCAAUUUGAUUGGACGCUUGCAGCUUACUACAGAAAGAAUGAGAGAAGAAGAAAAUGAAGGGAUAGUUCAGCUAAGAAUAUUAAGAACCCAGGAAGCCAUCAUACAAAUAAUGAAAAUGAGGAAGAAAAUUAGCAAUGCUCAGCUGCAGACUGAAUUAGUAGAAAUUUUGAAAAACAUGUUCUUACCGCAGAAGAAAAUGAUAAAAGAGCAAAUUGAAUGGCUGAUAGAGCACAAGUACAUCAGGAGAGACGAAGCCGACAUCAACACAUUCAUAUACAUGGCCUAGCUGAGCGCUGGGCCACUGUUCCGAGCACUGAUUCUGGAGCACCUGGGCAGAAAGUUGUCCUGGUUUGAGCUGGAGGAAGGUUUAUUUGGACUUUGAUUACAUAAAUAUUAAACUCUCUGCCUUACCUUACAAACGACUAUAUUUUGCCAGUCACAUUAGUUAGCAUGAUGGCAUUCCCUUCAUGUCGCACACUCUUUAACAGCAUGCAGUUUUGUGGAGAAAAUUGCAUUCAUGAAGAGCCCAUUAUGAACUUGGAAGUCAGUUGAAUUCUUCCCCACCAAGAGCAGUAACCAUUUGGAAGGGUGAGGGUGGGGUUCUUGUCGCUUCUUUCACCCCCUUUCCUCUUUCAAGGAAUAUACUUGCAGAAGGAAGGAAAUUCAGAUAUUGCACUGAAAAUGCUUUUAUCUUUUUUAAAUGCAGUUAAAGCUAGAGGUAGCACUCUUAGCUGCUUUUGGCGAAAAGAAUGAAGUUGUCAACACCAUGUUGGGAAAGGGCAAGUAUAUGGAGCAGAUGAGGCUGUCGAGUUUUUGGUUAAACACUGCUUUCAGUGGAAUAACCGGAUUGAAAUGGUGACCUGAAAGUGGUAUUAAAUAUGUCUACCUUCCAAAUCCUGAUUGUCAUAAGCAGGGGACUGCUGUUUUAGUUGUUGGUUGUUAAAUGAUAAAGAUUUGGGCUUUUCUUUCUAAGUCUUCUAUGGUUGGAGAACUUGUUUUGAAAACAUGAAGUUUAUAAUGAAUGUUGCUUCAGUUGUUAAAUUUAUGGGUAUAGGUAAGUCAUUAAUUGCAGAAUCAGAAUUGCAAAGCAAACAUGUUAAAGUGUGUUACUAAUACACUUAAAUUUGUUGAAAACAAUGCAGAAAUAUGCUCUGAUACAGUACAAUGAGAGAAUUGCAUUCUAAACCUGUAGCAUAGAAUUAUUUGGUGUUUUGAAAGUGUUGUGAUUAGGGAUUUACCACCUCUGUUUUCUGGAAAGACAUUCUCUGUUAAAAGGUAAUUACCCCUCACCUAGGCGGAAGAGCGAUGAGAUUGCAUUCUGAGACCUGCAAAGCACUCAGAGUUGUUAGUCUUAACAUGAGCAGUAACCUUGCCAAAUAUGUACAUAUAUAUUUAUAUAUUUUAAAAAUAAGCAUUUUUAAAAUGUCCAGAGGGCAGCACUUACCUUGCUUCUCUCAGUUAAUCCAGAGCAGUGUCUCAAGACUUCACAGUGCAGUGGGAAGUUAAACACUGAAGACUUGAGCAACUAAAGAGAGAAGUGUCCCCAUCAGGAAAAAUGGCUCCAUGUGGAUUUUUACUCACUGUGGUGCACGUUUCCAGUGUUCUUGCAGAUUAUUUUAUAACCUUUGACGUUAGGUAAUAUUUUGAGGUAUGGUUUUGAAAUUAGCAGAAAAUGGAGUGUUGAGAAGCAUACAGUAUUAUAUCACCACAGUGGGCUGUGGACCUGCCUGCAGCCUUAGAAGCUGUGAGCUCCUUCCUAGAAUGAAGGGAGUAUAUGUCAGACAUUUAAGGUUUUGCUAAUUAUAGUCAAAUCUCUGUUGUGAAACUUAUAGGAAGUUGGAAGUGCAUGUGUGCUUACCGUCUGCCCUGCUGCUCUGAGGAGGCCAUGGCUAGAGCAGGUGUGAAGAGCGACUCGGUGCUCGCUGCUUCCCUGAUGUCGGUGAUAGCUGGCGUUGGUGCAUCCAGAAUUCAAGGAGAUGGUUUUACAAUGACUGUGGCCCUUCUACUUAAUAGUUUGGUGUUGGCAAAUUUUUAUGUCCCAAUACCAGAAUGCCAAAGGAGGAAACAAUCAAGGGAGAAAUUUUAGGCCAUUUCUUAAUGUUUAAGAUUUGUCAUUUUAAACCAUAAUUUUUUUUAGAACAUCUUUGAAAUUUCUAAUCGCUUUGGUCAUUUAAGAAUGAGAGCUGUGAUGUUUUGAUUUAUAAAGGCAAACUUAAUGCAAAGUGGGUAACAAUAAAUCCAUAGCAAAGUUUUUUAUUAAAUUUUAUAAAUUUUUUAAUAGUUAAUUAUGUCCUAAUUGUAUUUUGGGGAAUGAACAGCAGUAAAUACCACAGACUUAACAGUUUUCAUCCUUUUUUUAAAAUAUAUAUACAAAAGUGUAACUACUUUUCGGUGUUUUUCAGAACUGUUUAGUUGACAAGGUGCCUAUUGCCUAUACCAUUGUUGAGAUUUUCUUUAAAUGUUUUAUCAAUAGAUUUGCUAAUUUAAAAAAUUCUGAAACAGAUUUUAACCAGGAGUUUUCUGAAGGUCCAGAACCACCAUUAACGUUCCCUGUCUGACCUCUCUUCCCCCUGCAGACCUUACGUUCUUGCUGUCUAAGCAGGGCCAAGCAUUGGACAGGUAAGGGGGAGAAAAUCCCCACCUCCUAUCCACCAACAAAGAGCCAUUUUUAAAUGAAUAAUGUAGCAGGCUCAGAGUUUUGAUUACUUCCAUCUAAUAAAUGGUAACCUGUUGCCAUCUCAUGGCCAGAGUAAGGAGACAAGAAACAGAUUCACACAGUGGAAAAUGUGGAACAUAUUUGAUGAUCACAGUUAGACAAAUGUUAGACCAUCAUUGUUCUAAUAAUUUUAUAAGGGUCCUCAAAUUCUGAAGUCGCCCAAUUUUUACAAUUAUUGGAGGAGGUCCCUGAGUUUAUCAACCUGUUCAUUUAAAUCUCUUGUUCUUAAUUUGUGCAUAAAUAUUAAAGUCUCCAAAAACAAAAUGUUAUUCUUAUUUUCACUCUUCAUUAAAUUGAAUAUGAUAUCAUUAGCCCUGCUCCAAGGGCAAAUUUUUCGGAUUCACUCUAGGAGGAAUAUUUGCUAGUUUACAGAAAGAUUUGCUAUCAUAGACUCAAGCUGGCUCUUCUGUUUUCAUGUAAAUGACCGGGAUGCUGUUACAAGUCCUCUCAAGUCACAGCUAUGAAAGAAACAUUGUUUAAGGGCGUUCCUGUCAUCUACACUGUGUGUGGUCUGGAGUUCCUCAUGGUCUGUGCAGUUUUGAAUGUGCACCACUACAUACUGAGAUGACGCUGUACAGUUUUACACAGUAGCAGUUUCUGUAUGCCGUAGGCUGAAAUAUUUUGAUGAACUGCUUAAUUUUUUGGAUUUUAUUUUUAAGUUGUAUAAUUUAUUUUCUUGCAAAAUAAAAGUGUAAUAUAAAUGCUUUCAUCCAGAAA
This is a messenger RNA of Onychomys torridus (southern grasshopper mouse), 5943 nucleotides long. RefSeq names its product cullin 5 (gene Cul5). Gene Ontology annotation, cellular component: SCF ubiquitin ligase complex; Cul5-RING ubiquitin ligase complex. The coding region runs from base 457 to 2796 and encodes 779 amino acids. The transcript has 19 exons. Gene Ontology annotation, biological process: SCF-dependent proteasomal ubiquitin-dependent protein catabolic process; protein ubiquitination. Gene Ontology annotation, molecular function: ubiquitin protein ligase binding. Lineage: Eukaryota; Metazoa; Chordata; Mammalia; Rodentia; Cricetidae. The record is from RefSeq and is a predicted model, not a curated record.